This is a messenger RNA of Suillus discolor, 1959 nucleotides long. RefSeq lists its product as uncharacterized. The record is from RefSeq and is a predicted model, not a curated record. The coding region runs from base 1 to 1959 and encodes 652 amino acids. Lineage: Eukaryota; Fungi; Basidiomycota; Agaricomycetes; Boletales; Suillaceae. The transcript has 12 exons.
AUGCCAGUCAGCACACGCACCAGCGAAUGGACGAUGCAGACAAUGGAAUGGAUUUCAACAAAAAUAUGGAUCGACCUCAUCCUGACAAUGAAGCUUGAGGAGGAUGAAGCUUACGAUGUUCUCAAGCGCCACCAUGCAAAGAACGGGCAGCAAAAAGCUCCUUCACCAACCUAUCUGUCAAAGGGGAAGGGAAAGGAAUGGGCACGCACUUUUAAGCUGCCUGGAGGAACUUCUACUGUUCAAGCGUCUCCACGUCGACAAUCAUCUCAGCAAGACAGAUAUGUACGCACUUCAUCUUCAUGUACGCAGUCUCCUCUUCGGCGCCCAUCUCGACCAAUCACUUCCUCAAGUCGCAGUCAUACACAGCCCACAUCUCGUAGGAGCUCUCCACCACGUUCUCCAUCUGACCCUAUUCUACCUUCAAGCCGUGAACGUUCUCGUACCUCUACACCUGAAGAUGCUCAUCAAUCCAGCAACAGCAAACGAAAGGUCAAGACAAACCAAGAGGAUCCCUCGAAGCUAGGAUUUUAUCCGCCCACUUGGCAAACAUUCCUGCAGACGGCCAAGUUAGAGAUGCGGUUGCAAGCUGUUCUAGCUACUCCAGUUCCGGAAUCCCAGGAAGCCCUUAACCUUGCAAGAGAAGUCUUGCCCACUGUGCUAUGGACAUACCACGAGAAGAAGAUUAAACUCGAGAGAGGCUACUUUCUGGAGUACAGCACACAGAUGUGCCGGCUGCUUUGCAAUGAUCUCUUUACAUUUCGCACAGAACUCAAGAAAAUUGUCGUCUCUAUUGCCAAAAGGGCAUACAAUAUCUUCCCGCAGGGCUCCACAAUGCUCCUCAAGAGUGGUGACUACCUCCGGCUCCCUGACUCAUCUGGUGGAAAUUUCAAGAACUUCACAGUGCAGGCUCUCAAGGACGUUUGUCUCGAAUUCUACUACAGCAACAGUAAGAAAGCAUUAAAGAACACGGACGAAUUCCACCAAACAAUCCCCAUUAAUGCAAUGCUUCUUGUAGCAGCGGUGUUGAAGGGCGUUAUCUCUGGCUUUCGUGAGACUGGCACCGACAAGGUUCCUGAAUUAACCACUGAGCAAUGUAGGGCCCACUUCGUCAACUUACAGAAAUCGAUUGACACCCUGCUCGACAUUCCGGAGCGUCGCGAAGAGCUUGAAGACAUGUUGGAGCAAUGGGCUAGGAUUGGCAUGGGGGAUUUCAAUGAGUAUGCAGAUGGGAAUGCAUUACAUCCCGCUUGGAGAGACGCUCGAGUAUUAUUCCAGCUUCGCAAAUCUGAUCACAUCCUCAUGCCCAUGUCCAUUGUUCUCGAGCGUGAAAACGAGGAGCGUCGCCAGUUGGAGCGGGAGUUGUCUUUGAUGGCACUAUCGAGUCCAGUUGCUUCUUCCGCAUCAACUUACACAUCAUCUUCAGCAUCCAUGUAUUCGUCAUCUUCAGCAUCCAUGUACUCGUCAUCUUCAGCAUCCACUUACACGUUGUCUUCAGGAUCAACACGUCCUUCAUCAGUGCCGUCUAUUGCAUCGGAGAUACUGACUGCCAACUCGCUGCCACCUCUAAGCUGGGAUAGUACAAGCAACCAAGAUGAAUCAGGAUAUCACUCCCCAUCUCAUGAUCAUCGAUCCCGCCGCGACACAGCAUUGUCCUCACUCUCUGACGAGAAGAUCGGAUCAAGUCCCCUAGAGCACCAUCCCGACACUGCCAUGUUCUCAAUGCCCACUUACCCUUCGCGAGAUCUCCUCAUCUUCUUCCCUCCUCCUACUCACGUCUGUCGUCUGCACUCGUUUGAGCCAUGUCAGCAGUUGCUGACGUGCACUGGGCGUUUGCGCAUGGUGUUCGUGGUAUUGGGAAUGGCGUGGUGGAUGGCAUUGAUCAUUUUGUUCUUGAAAGCCGUCAUUGAGCCCAAGCCAAGCCGCGGCUUUGGCCUGGCUUGGGCUCACAGCUUGGCCUGA